CAAAAGUUUUUCAUGUUAAGGUUUUUUUUUAUUAGUAGUAUAGAUGUGUAAACCAAUCUCUUGUUUUAUUCCUUCUUUCUUUCUUUUGUACGCUGGAAUCAUGACAGCUACAGAUCAGAUGCUGUUAUUUACGUCCGCCAAAAUGUCAUUGAAUUUUCAUAACAGGUUUGCAAACUGAUGGCCAAAAUUGAGGAGUUCCGGUUUGCUGAAUUAAGCUGAGAGCCGUCAUAAGGCUGCUUACGGGGCUAGGACAAUUAGGAGUGAUCAAAAUUGGGGAUCCCAUAACUUAGAAUUUGUAACAAUUAAAAUAGUAUUAUCAGCAAGGUUACAGUUUUAGCUCAUAAACCUGUGUUUUGGUCCAGUUUGUUGAAUUAAGCUGAGUGCAGUCAAAAGGCUAUUGCUGUGACUAUGAAAAUUAGACUUGUGAAAGUUUGGGAUCUCUGAACUUGAAAGUUUAGCCCUUAUGAAUUUUUUUUCAUCAAGUUUACAGUCGUAUAAAGCUACUUUGGGAUCUCUCAUAUAAACCUACUUUGGUCAUUCCUCAUAGACAGUGGUGACUUUAAACUGCAGCUUCAAUUCAUUUUUGAAGAGCAUGUGAACAUAUGUGCCAUUCCAUUUCUGAUGAACAAAGAAUUUACACAAACUGAAAAAUGAGCGAAAUAUUUACCAUGCCAUGUGUAUAGAACUGUAUGCCCUAUCUUGGGAAGUCAGGAACCAAAAAGGUUUUCCUUAGGACUCCAUGCAUCAACAAAAGAUAAGUAUAAAGAUCUUGCGGAGGAAGUCUAUGUCACAUUUCAAGGGUCAUUUCCAUUAAAGACUCCUAUUUUGCUCCUUCGUGAACAUCAUUGGAUUCAGAGUGAAGUAGCAUUUAACUUAAGUAUAAAGCUAACUUCAUUAUUCGAUCCACCGGCACCAAUGUCCGCCUCUUUGCACCCAUAGUUCUAUGAUUUUAUCUGACAGCUCAAGAUAAGUAGGUUAUUGGCUGUCUUUGCAUUCUUGUCUAAAGAUUGGAAUGGAAUACGACUAAUUAGAUAAUCAACUGUGAGGCCUUAAUGAGGAACAAAAUAGAUGUUCUAUGGCAAGGAUAUCUUCCCAGCUUCUAUUGAGCUGGCAACACUGCUUUUUCGGUUUAGCAUUUACCACAAUGUUUUGAUUGGGAAUUCUUCUUGCCUGUUUGGAUGGCUUCAUGGAGAAUAGCUUGAAUGUGAAAAAGGUGCUUCUCUGCCUUUUCCAGAUCCUAGCGUUCUCUGCAUCUGCAUUCGUACAGUCUAGGGUUCUGAAAAAGGAGGUCAGCAUUAGUGCUGCAUUCUCCAAAAGUUGAACGUUAGUGCAUGGCCUCUUAUCUGAUGGAUUUCCUGUGGUGUAUUCUUGGUAUUUCUGGAUCUUUGUCCAAACAGCCCCAGAUCAUUGCUGGAAUUUUGCAGGAAGAAUUGAUCUCAGCUCAGUUGCCUUCAUUAAUGUAUUUUUUGUCACACUUCCCCAUGGCAAAGCUUGGGCCACUAAGAUUAAGUGGGAGUUAGACCAUUUAUUGCUUAGUGAUAUGCCUCUACUAAAGUUCUAUUUCAGAAUCAGUAAUACUCAAAAAUGCAUGUAAUGAUUGCAUAGAAUUGGCAAAGUAAUGAGACCCUAUUGAUUGCUUUGAUGUUGCUCUUAAAUAAUGCAUGCAAAGUAUGGGAUUUCUGUAGUAGGUGUGGAUUUUCAUUGUUUUUUUCCUCAAAAUCUUAAGUUAAAACUCUGCAUAAAAUCUGCAAAGCUUGCUUGAAUUCGGACAUGUUUAUGGUCGAUACUCAAGAUUUGGAGAGUUCCUUACAAUUUUCGUCCUUUGGCCCUUGGUUUUCCUGAUUUUUGGGUGAUUAUAUUGUUUGGGAUUUACCAUUUAUUGUUUGUUGUCCACGAGAUACAUUUUUUAACCCUACAGGAAAAUUAAAUUAAAAGGAAGAAACGUGGGGUGAUGGAAAUUGCUUUUUGUUUGCUUGUUAGCUGUGUCCUUGUGGAUAUGCGUGCAAGAACAGUCAAAUGAUAUGUUCAUUGUUUAAGGUGUAUACUUUCCGACUCCAAUGUCAGAAUUUUUAUACAUUCUGCUGUAUUUUUUAAAUUAAUGUCACUCACAAUAGGCUUUUAGCAAGUAAAAGUAGUAUGGUUGAUUUUGUGUUUUACAGUGGACAUAUCGUAUUUUGUGAGUGUUUUGACUAAUUUAUUUUGCACAAUUGUAUAUUGCAAAAUUGCAGCAUUAAAAGAUUUUUACUCGUCAUUUUCUAGUGCUUUUGGAAGAUAUAUCAGCAUGCCAUUGUGUAAGAAGUAAUUGUUUGCAGAUGGAAGCCUUGUCAAGAGGUGAGCUUCUGCCAAAGGUUGUGGAAGCAUAUUCUCGUCCAACAAGAAUUGUUCGUGGAAAGGAUAUGAAAGCUGAUUUGGAGGUGGAUGAGGCUGCCUUUGAAACCAAUGAAGAGAGAGCUUUGUGGAACACGUUCUUGUCAUUAAGAAACAAAAUUCAUCCAGGAAUUGAGGUGGAUGAUUUUGUGGAACAAUCAAUGCAACUACUACAGCCACUGGACGAUUUUUUUAAUCAUGUCUUUGUCAUGGUGGAAGAAGAAAAAAUCAGAAACAACAGGCUUGCAUUACUUAAGAAAAUUGCAGACCUUCCGAGAGGGAUAGCAGACCUCUCCGUUUUGCCCGGAUUUUGA
Molecule: messenger RNA, 2681 nt
Organism: Ilex paraguariensis (yerba mate)
Lineage: Eukaryota; Viridiplantae; Streptophyta; Magnoliopsida; Aquifoliales; Aquifoliaceae
Source: the annotation of a GenBank genome assembly